This is a messenger RNA of Vanrija pseudolonga, 458 nucleotides long. RefSeq lists its product with no specific name. The coding region runs from base 59 to 277 and encodes 72 amino acids. The record is from RefSeq and is a predicted model, not a curated record. Lineage: Eukaryota; Fungi; Basidiomycota; Tremellomycetes; Trichosporonales; Trichosporonaceae. The transcript is spliced from 2 exons. Gene Ontology annotation, cellular component: cytoplasm.
CAUCUUGCUGCCUCGCCAUCGACAACGCUCCAUUCGCCAUCCAUCACACAUCAUCACAAUGGUCCUCGGUCGCCUUGUCCACUACGCCGUUGACGCGCUCGCCGUGUCCACCAUCCUCGCCGGCGUCAAGAAGACCACGGGCUUCACCCCCGCGACGGAACAAAUCCCCGAGUCGUCGAUCCGCACCUUCACCGAGGGCUACCUCGGCGCCGGCGAGACCGUCUUCAACUUUAUCGCAGGGCAGGCCGUCACAUCGCAGUACUUCAAGAAGGAGUAGGCGUAUGUGUGCGACAUAGACCUGGCCGGUGUGCCGACUCGACCCGCAAGCGACCCGCCCCCCGCCUCGCCCAGCCCUGCCAGCCGCCACGACACGCGCUCUAAUCACGCGCGCCGCGCUGUACACGAUAGAUGUAUCUGGAUGCCGUGCCGCUGGUGGUCCUGGUCUGGUCUCGUCUCGU